Molecule: messenger RNA, 3882 nt
Organism: Melanotaenia boesemani (Boeseman's rainbowfish)
Lineage: Eukaryota; Metazoa; Chordata; Actinopteri; Atheriniformes; Melanotaeniidae
Gene: adamtsl2
Product: ADAMTS-like 2
Exons: 20
Coding region: 261-3080 (939 amino acids)
Biological process (GO): extracellular matrix organization
Cellular component (GO): extracellular matrix
Source: RefSeq, a predicted model, not a curated record
GACAGCAGCUCUCACCCACACAACACAACACAUUACAGCCGUCGCUAGCUAGCUAACAUACAUCCACACCCUGCACACACACAACACACACACACACACACACCCACACACACGCACACACACACACACACUGAGUGGCAUCCUCCACACAGACCAAGACGCCCUUGGACUGCUGCAGGCGAGCCUGGAGACGAGCCUGGAGACGAGCCUGGAGACGAGCCUGGAGACGAGCCUGGAGACGAGCCUGGAGACGAGCUCGGAUGAGGGUGUGGUCAUGGCAGUGUGGGGAGACGGGUGUGGUUCUGCUGGGUUUCCUGACCCUGGCGGUGUCUGUGGGAAACCUGUCCACCAGGGGGCUGCAGGAGGAGGGCGUGGCCUCCAACAGUCUGGAGGAGGAGCUAGAGGUGACCACAUACUGGUGGGGCGAGUGGGCCAAAUGGACCGCCUGCACUCGGACCUGCGGAGGGGGAGUGAUGUCGCAGGAGAGACACUGCCUCAAACAAAGGAAAAAAGUUGCUGCUGGAAAGGACAACAUGACCUGCACAGGAACUGCCAAGAAAUAUCGUCUCUGCAACACUAAAGACUGUCCUGCCACUGGGAGGAGCUUCAGGGAAGAGCAGUGCUGGUCCUUCAACUCCCAGAUCUACAGUGGGAAGAACUACCAGUGGAAACCUCUUUAUCCUGAUGAUUAUAUUCAUAUCUCCAGCAACCCCUGCGACCUUCACUGCACCACGACCGACGGCCAGAGGCAGCUCAUGGUGGCGGCACGAGACGGGACGUCCUGCAAAUACAGCAGCUACCGCGGGGUCUGCGUGGACGGUAAAUGUGAGCCAAUCGGAUGUGACGGGGUACUAUUCUCCUCCAACACCUUGGAUAAAUGUGGCGUUUGUCAAGGAGACGGCAGCAGCUGCAGCAGAGUCACCGGAAACUUCCACCGCGGGGCCUCCACUCUGGGUUAUUCUUUUAUCACUCAAAUCCCUGAAGGCUCCUGGGACAUCCAGAUCAUUGAGAGGAAGAAAUCAGCUGAUGUUCUCGCUGUGACCGACCAGGCAGGAAACUUCUUUUUUAACGGUGCCUACAAGGUGGACAGUCCCCAGAACUUCCAUGUUGCCGGCACCGUGUUUAAAUACCGCCGGCCCAUGGAUGUUUACGAGACCGGGAUCGAGUACAUUGUUGCCAAAGGCCCCAUUGACCAGGCCAUAAAUAUCCUGGUGUGGAACCAGAAUGGUCGAACUCCGUACAUCACCUAUGAAUACACUGUUCUUCGAGACUCCCUGCCUCCCGUCCCACCUCCACCUGUCUACACAGGAUCAGAUACCUCAGCAGGUGAGGUAUCAGUGGAAGUGGGUGGCCUGCUGGCCCCUAACAGCAGCAUUUAUGAUCAGAAGGCCCCCAUGGACCAGCUGGAAACAGGGGAUGCAGAUAGACAGAAGGGCCAAGAAACCAAUGAAGUAUAUGAACAGACGGCAGCGAUCGACUGUGACCAGGACGACGCGUCCACCUCUAGAUUUACAGGAAACAGCAGUCGAACAAGCAGCACAGCCAAACCGGCUCCUGACGGUGGACAUCCGGACACAGGAUCAGACUCCACAAACCUUAUAUGGAGGGUCCUACUGGAUGGACGGAUGGGUCCGGACGAGCUGCUCAUCAACAUCUCCACCAAUCAGCUGCUGACGGAGGGAGACGCUUUGUUCUCAUCAGAGAUGGGCCUAAGCAGCCUGGAGCAGGCCAGGGCUUUGGAUCUGAACGAGACCCUGGAGUUCACUCUGGGCCACAAACGCAACGACAGCGGAGACGCCAACCAGAACAGAACAGUGCCGAGCGGAGGGAGGACCUCCAGCCGCUCCAACAGAACCAGAGGGAAUCAGAGGUUCUACCAGAAGAGUCUGAAGCUGAGUGCUGCCGACAUGUACCGCUGGAAACUUUCGUCUCAGGAGCCCUGCAGUAUGACCUGCUCUAUAGGAGUGUCGAAGUCCUUCGUCACGUGUGUUCGUUAUGAUGGCGUUGAGGUGCACGACAUGUACUGCGAUGCUCUGACCAGACCAGAACCGGUCCAUGACUUCUGUAUCGGGAGGGAAUGUCAGCCCAGAUGGGAGGCCAGCAGCUGGAGCGAGUGCUCCAGAACCUGUGGGGAGGGGUUCCAGUUUCGCCAAGUUCGCUGUUGGAAGAUGCUCUCGCCAGGCCUGGACAGCUCUGUCUACAGUGACCUCUGCACCAUGGCUGACCUGGAGAGGCCCGUGGAGAGACGGGCCUGUAGGGGCCCGGCCUGUGGUCCACAGUGGGAAGUGGCGGAGUGGACGGAGUGUCCUGCUAAAUGCGGCCGCAAAGCUCAGGUGACCCGUGAUGUCCGCUGCUCUGACGACACCAGGCCAUGUGACCCCAUGACCAAACCGCCGAACAUUAAAAACUGCACCGGUCCGCCCUGCGAACGCCACUGGACCGUGUCUGAGUGGGGGCCUUGCUCGGGCUCGUGCGGACAGGGGAAGAUGGUACGUCAUGUGUACUGCAAGGCUCCGGAGGGCCGAGUGGUUCCUGAGAACCAGUGCUCCACGGAGAACAAGCCCCUGGCCAACCAGCCCUGUGGGGAGAGGGACUGUGCUCCACACUGGCUAAGCCAAGACUGGGAGAAGUGUAACACAACAUGCGGACGUGGAGUAAAACGACGGAUCGUCCUGUGUGUCGGCAUCACUGGAGGAAAGUUCCAGACCUUUAAUGAAGAGGCGUGUGGAGGCAGUGAGAAGCCUGAAGAGGAAAACACCUGCUUUGAGAGGCCAUGCUUCAAGUGGUACACCACCCCCUGGUCUGAGUGCACAAAGACGUGUGGUGUGGGGGUGAGGAUGAGGGACGUCAAGUGUUACCAGGACAGGGAGCUGGUCCGAGGCUGCGACCCCCUCACCAAACCCGUGGCCAAGCAGACCUGCACCCUGCAGCCCUGCCCAACCGAACCUCCAGAUGAGAACUGCCAGGAUCGGCCCUCCACUAACUGCCUGCUGGCUCUGAAGGUAAACCUGUGCAGCCACUGGUACUACAGCAAGGCCUGCUGCCACUCCUGCCGGGCCGUCCGCCCUCCGGUCUCCUAGUUCAGGAUGCCGCUGCUGCCUCUCUCCACCCCGACUCCAACACCAGAACCAGGAAACCCAGCAGGGAUUUUUACCUGUACUGCAGGUACUGUGAAAACUGAGAGGAAGGUAACUGUCACACCUGGUUUUAAGAAGCAGAACCUCUCAGACCAGAUGGGUGUAUCUGUAGACGGUUAAUAUUCCACCUCAUCAUCAUUUCUCAUGUCAUAUCUCAGCUGUAAACCCUAAAGUCGUUAUCAGUGGAAGGCAGUCCUCCCCGCCACGGUUUUACAGAUCUGUUAAAUUAUUUCUCAGCUGAUUAUACUGCAUGACGAGAAAAUUUAAUACAGAUUCUGUUAUUGAAACAUUAUUUAAUUUGUGCUUUAGUUUUAGUGUCUGGCAUGGCCCAACACGAACUGAACAUUUCCAUCCCCCUGCUGUUUGGUGCCAUGGAGCGUAUUUAUUAGUCAUAGCACAUUUUCAUUUUGCAUAACGGACCAAAUGUCAGCUGAUACUCAUCGAAUGGCCCGACGCCAGCUGACGGUUGCUUAGUGGGUGGACUGAUGCCAGUUCUGGUCUGUGAGUGACGCAUGAGGAAAGAGUUGAUACGAACAGACAGAAAGAUUCCUGACACUUGAAUUAUGGCUGAAGUGUUCUCAGAUGUGUUCUUGUAUGUCUCAUUUUAAACUGUUUUGUACUGUGUUUUUAUAUAAACGAUACCUCUUUGUACAAAACUGAAGUAUGAAACUUGUGUACUGUUGAUAGUAAACUGAAAAACUAAAGGUACUGAUGUGUAUUUCAAUUAAAUAAAAGUUCAAAUGAA